AUGCCCAAGGCUUACUUUGUCAACAAGCGCGAAGCGGCGCGCGCGUUCAACUCGGACACUGACGACGAUGACGACGACGAGCUCGAACCACUCGAUCUCGACGCCACCUUCCAAAAGGACAUGGUGCUCUUCUGUAUCGACGCCGGUCCAUCUAUGCAUCGCAUUGAUCCCGCUACCAAUACUUCGCCCCUCUACUCUGCGCUCAAGGCGGCCGCCUCACUGAUGCAGAAGAAACUCAUCUCUUCCCCACACGACCAUGUCGGCGUGCUCAUCUUCAACUGCGCCGACACGCUCUUCCACUCGGUCAAGCCCGGCGAAUACUACAAGGGAAGCUACGAGCUUCAAUCUGUACGCCAAGUCAAUGUCCCCGAUACCUACAACCUCAAAGCACUGUUGCACGAGGCAGAGCUCGAUCCCAAGCAUCUGUACACUGUGCUACCGCCGGCGGAAAAGCAGAUGCGCAUUGACUGGGCGCUUGCCAACGCUGGCGUGGCUGUGGUGGCCGCCGCUAAUGCAGGAAGCAAGAGGGUAUUCUGGAUCACGGAUAAUGACGAUCCGCAUCCCAUGAGUAUCGACCCCAAGGCCACCAAAGCAAGGAGGGCGUGUCUCGACAAGAUGAACGAAUUCCGUAAGAUCGGCGUCCGCAUCGAGCCAUUCUUCAUCAAUUCCAACAAGCCCACAGCAGCGUCACAGGAGCCAUCGGGGAGCCAGUUGACACGCGAUUUCGAGAUCAACAAGUUCUACGCCGACGUCUUUGCUCAUUACGAUGACGAUCGCGAUCAAGACGACGACGACGACAGCACUGCUCGACGACUGCCAAGAGGCUUUAGUAGCACAGCGGCGGAGCAGCUGAAGGGUCAGGAGACGAAGCGCACUUUGUGGGAUUCUAGCGUACGCUUUCAGGAGCUCGAGGAUGACGUUGCUACGCGCGAGACACCCAAACGUGUUGUGUUCAAUAUCCGGUUCGAACUCGCUGCUCUCGACCCAACACCAGAAUCGAAUGAGUCAGACCAAGGCGAGGAAAGGCUUCCACAGGCACGCACGCGUGGACGCAAGUGGCAAAUCGGCAUCAAAGGCUACAGUCUCGUAUCGAAAACCACAAAGGGUAAUCCUGUCAAGGUAAUCGUCGACGACGACUGCGGCGAGCUCAAGGAAGUUGUUACGCACCAGCACUACGUCGAUGUCAACUCGGGCAAGCCGUUAUCCAAGGACCAGGUCAUCCCGGCCUUCCAAUUCGGCCCAUCCUCAAGCCUUCGUGGACAGGUGACAUUCACUCCGGGAGAGCUGAGAAGUAUCAAAACGUUUGGCAUGCUGCCGUCUCUCAAAUUGAUCGGCUUUCGAAACAGAGACGAUCUACUUCGAUUCGAGUGGAAUGUCAAGCACUCCUACUUUAUCUAUCCGUCGGAUAGCGAGUGGAAAGGUAGUCGCAAGACGUUUACCGCGCUACUGAAUUCGAUGAUUAGCAAGGACAAGGUGGGGCUGGGACUUUUCAUGCCGAGGCAGAAUGUGGUUCCGGUAUUUGUGGCGAUUGUACCUCAGGAGGAAGAGGUCAGCGCCGAUGGACAGCAGCUCGUUGCUCCCGGUAUGCAUCUUAUCACUUUACCGUAUGCCGACGACGUACGCGAUGUACCUGCCAACCUGUUGCAUACAGAAGACGCCAAGGACGAACAAGUUGAUAAAGCGGUCGCGUUCAUCGAGCGGUAUCAAAAAAGGCAGCCGUUCAACCCGGACCACUACCCCAAUCCAUCACUCAACCACCACUAUGCAGUCCUCAUGGCCACCGCGUUCCAAGAACCGGUACCCGACACACCCACAGACCUCACUGUUCCACAGUACGCUACCAUCAAAAAACGCACCGCUCAUCUCAUCCAGGACUGGCACACGGCGAUCAAUCAAGAUCCGAGGUUGAAUGUCGUCUCUGCUGCAGCGAGCAAGCAUGCCAAGACGAGCACAAGUGUACGCAAGACGACGUUCGAAGAUGAUUCCGAGAUCAUGGAGCUAUGGCAGAGUGGCAAGUUGAGCGCGUAUACUGUAGACGAGUUGAAGUCGGCGUGCGAUUUUUACAGGCUGGACAAGAAGGGCAGGAAGGCAGAUCUGUUGGUGAGGAUCGAUGAGCAUAUUCGCAAACAGAGAAAGGCGUAA
This is a messenger RNA of Mycosarcoma maydis (corn smut), 2142 nucleotides long. RefSeq lists its product as uncharacterized. The coding region runs from base 1 to 2142 and encodes 713 amino acids. Gene Ontology annotation, molecular function: telomeric repeat DNA binding; double-stranded DNA binding; damaged DNA binding. The transcript has a single exon. Gene Ontology annotation, cellular component: Ku70:Ku80 complex; nucleus. Gene Ontology annotation, biological process: cellular response to gamma radiation; double-strand break repair via nonhomologous end joining; telomere maintenance. NCBI's taxonomy places the organism in Eukaryota, Fungi, Basidiomycota, Ustilaginomycetes, Ustilaginales. The record is from RefSeq and is a predicted model, not a curated record.